This is a messenger RNA of Anthostomella pinea, 663 nucleotides long. Lineage: Eukaryota; Fungi; Ascomycota; Sordariomycetes; Xylariales; Xylariaceae. The record is from the annotation of a GenBank genome assembly.
AUGGCUACCGCACCACAAGAACAGGCCAUCAAGGCUCCCAAGCGACGAACCAAGCACACGCGUGAGGCUCUGCCCAAGGUCGGCUUCGUCUACAAGGAGGGCGUCAAAAUGUUCCAAAGGGAGCAGGAUUCGGCGGCGUUCAAGCAGGCCCUGCAGCAGGUAUCGUCCAACCUCCACAAGAUAGAGGUCGACGAGGCCCUCGCUGAGCUCUUCACCAAGGCGAAGGAACUGAAGAAGCAGGGCUCGAUUCAGCUGGCUCCGACUUUCGAGGCGGCAGGCAAGGCGAUCCCGUGGUCCUCCUCGCUUGACGAGCACAUCGUCGUCGAAGCGAUGUCCUUCCUGCGAGGUGCCCGCGAGCUUCACAUCAAGUUCACCACCUACCGAGCCUUUCCGCAGAACCACAUCACCGAGGGCAAGCUCGCCAAGGCCAUCGACACGUUCACCGACAUCUACCCGGCCAAGGAGCCCGACGAGAGCUUCAAGAGAAUGGACCCAAAGAUGAUCGACGGGAUGAUGGACAAGAUGCGUAAGGGGCAGAAGGCCAAUUGGGACGAGAUGCCGGAUGACGCGGGCGACUCGGACGUGGACAUGGUCGGCAACAAGAGUACCGACAAGGGCACCAAGGACUUGGCCGCCUUGCUCAAGGCGGUUUCGAUGAAGUAA